This is a messenger RNA of Anolis carolinensis (green anole), 2373 nucleotides long. It is a transcript of the gene vps52, whose product is annotated as VPS52 subunit of GARP complex. NCBI's taxonomy places the organism in Eukaryota, Metazoa, Chordata, Lepidosauria, Squamata, Anolidae. Gene Ontology annotation, cellular component: GARP complex. Gene Ontology annotation, biological process: lysosomal transport; endocytic recycling; Golgi to vacuole transport. Gene Ontology annotation, molecular function: syntaxin binding. The coding region runs from base 81 to 2240 and encodes 719 amino acids. The transcript is spliced from 20 exons. The record is from RefSeq and is a predicted model, not a curated record.
GACCGGAAGUGGCUUCCUUGGGAGACCCGGAUGCGUCCAGAGCGUCGCAGGAGAAAGCAGGCAGGCAGGAGAGAGGCGUGAUGUCUGCGGCGGAGGAGGACGGCGGGGGUCCCGGGCUGUUGCUGCUGGGGCGGCGCUCCAGGGACGCCGAGGAGGAAGAGGGCCAAAGCGAGGAGCCCCUGCAGCUCAACCUGGGAGAGCUGGACCUCACCUCCGAUGAGUUCAUCCUGGAUGAAGUGGACAGUCACAUACAAGCCAACCUGGAGGAUGCUCUGGUGCAGGAGGCCUUGAAAACGGGGGUGGACCUGAGGCAGUACUCCAAGCAAGUGGAGCUGGAGCUGCAGCAGAUCGAGAAUGCCUCCAUCAAGGACUACAUCAAGGAGAGCAAGAACAUUGCCUCGCUCCAUACUCAGAUCACGGCCUGUGACGCGGUCCUGGAGCGCAUGGAGGCCAUGCUGAGCUCCUUCCAGUCGGACCUGAGCAGCAUCAGCUGUGAGAUCCAGACCCUGCAGGAGCAGUCGGUGGCCAUGAACGUCCGGCUCCGCAACCGCCAGGCCGUCCGCGGGCGCCUCUCCCAGCUGGUGGACGAGCUGGUGGUGCCCAACGUCAUGAUCAGCACCAUCCUGGAGACCCCCGUGACGGAGCAGGCCUUCCUGGAGCAGCUCCACGAGCUGAACAACAAGAUCAACGCCGUCAAGGAGCAGGCCUUCCGUGAGACCACCGCCUGCGCAGACGUGGCCGACGUCCUGGACAAGCUCAAGGCCAAGGCGGUGGCCAAGAUCCGUGAGUUCAUCCUGCAGAAGGUCUACUCCUUCCGGAAGCCGAUGACCAACUACCAGAUCCCCCAGAAUGCCCUCCUCAAAUACAGGUUCUUCUACCAGUUUCUCCUGGGACACGAGCGCGCGGUAGCCAAGGAGGUCCGGGAUGAGUACAUGGAGACCAUGAGCAAGAUCUACCUCAGCUACUUCAAGUCCUACACCAGCCGCCUGAUGAAGGUCCAGUACGAGGAAGUGGCCGAGAAGGACGACCUCAUGGGAGUGGAGGACACGGCCAAGAAGGGCUUCUUCUCCAAGCCCUCCCUCCGGAACCGCAACACGGUCUUCACGCUGGGGAACCGGGGCAGCGUCAUCGGGGCGGCCGAGCUGGAGGGCCCCAUCAUCGUCCCCCAUUCCGCCCAGAAGAGCGACGUCCGGUACCCCUUUGAGUCCCUCUUCCGCAGCCAGCACUACGCCUUACUGGACAACAGCUGCCGGGAGUUCCUCUUCCUCUGCGACUUCUUCCUGGUGACCGGGACCCCCGCCCUGGACCUCUUCCACGCCGUCAUGGGAAAGACCCUGGCCAUGUUCCUGAAGCACAUGAAUGCCUAUGUGAGCGACUGCUACGACAGCAUUGCCAUCUUCCUCUGUAUCCACAUCGUCCUGCGCUUCAAGGCCAUCAUGGCCAAGCGCAACGUCCCCGCCAUCGACAAAUAUUGGGACACUCUGCUGGAGAUGCUGUGGCCCCGUUUUGAGCACAUCCUGGAGCUGAACAUCCAGAGCAUCCAGAACACAGACCCCCAGAAGCUGGGCUUCCUGGACACGAGGCCCCACUAUAUCACCCGUCGCUACGCAGAGUUCUCUUCGGCCAUCGUCAGCAUCAACCAGACCUUCCCCCAUGACCGGACCCUCACGUUGCUGGGGCAGCUCCAGACGGAGGUGGAGAACUUUGUCCUGCGGGUGGCGGCCGAGUUCUCCUCCCGCAAGGAGCAGCUCAUCUUCCUCAUCAACAACUACGACAUGAUGCUGGGCGUCCUGAUGGAGCGGGCUGUGGAGGAGAGCAAGGAGGUGGAGGGCUUCCAGCAACUGCUGAAUGCAAGGACGCAGGAGUUCAUUGAGGAGCUCCUGGCCCCAGGUUUCGGGGGCAUGAUUGCUUUCGUGAAGGAGGCGGAGGCUCUGGCGGAGCGGGGACAGAUGGAGCGCCUGCGCGGGGAUGAAGCCCGGGUGACGCAGCUGGUGCGUGGCUUUGCCGCCACCUGGAAGUCGGCCGUGGAGGCCCUGAGCCAAGACGUCAUGCGCUCCUUCACCAACUUCAAGAACGGCACCACCAUCAUCCAGGGGGCGCUGACGCAGCUGAUCCAGUACUACCACCGCUUCCACAAGGUGAUGGCGCUGGCCCCGCUCAAGGCCCUGCCCGUCCGCUCCGAGCUCAUCAACAUCCACCACCUCAUGGUCGAGGUCAAGAAGCACAAGCCCAACUUCUGAGGAUGCGCUUCCUCUCUCGGCCGCCGCAUCAGCCCCACAUCCCAGGGCGGUGCCCAGAGCAUGACCCCCCCCCCCCCACUGUAUGUAUGGUGUUCUGCUUUGUGUCGAGAUAAUAAAUCCCAGUCCAACUCAA